CUCUGAGACCUUGAAGUAGUAGUUCCCCUUGCUCUGCAAGAGCCGCGGCUUUUGUGGUGCGAUGGGUAACGAUGCUUUGAGGGUGACUGUUGUCGUUGUGUGCAGAAGGUCCCUGGUUCGCGCCCGGGUAUGGGCGAGGGGACGGUUUAAAAGUAUACUGUUACAGCAGCAAUGACCUCCCAGCAAAUCUCUCUAGCAAAAUCUCUGCAAUGACCUCCCAGCAAAUCUCUCUAGCAAAAUCUCUGCAAUGACCUCCCAGAAAAUCUCGCUCUCCUGAACAGAACACUGGCUUUUAUAUAGCUUCAGAAUGAAUGUGUAACUGGAGACAGCUGCGUCUUGACGAGGGGGCGGGGUCAGCUCUCCAAUUAGCCAUGGAGUCGACCAAUCAGCUGCUUGAGGGAUUUCAGGAAGCCAUUUCCUGAAAUAAACACAUGCAAAACACAUGCAAAUCCACAAACUACAACACAUAAACUUGGGAACGUAACACUUGGCAUCGGGUACAACGUAGAAGCCAGGUAUCGAAUCCCAAAUGUUUUGUAAACCCUUUAGUUUUCAUCUCUGCAUCCCCUCCCUUGUUUUGAGUGUUCUCCAGAGUAGAUGAGUCACCUCUGAACCCCCACAAUGCAUCCCUGGUGCACUAUAUGGGGAAUAGGAUGUCAUCUGUGUGUCUCCUCACAGGUCAGUGGGCGGAAUCUGAGUCACCUGACUAAACGGGAUCUUUCUCACCUGAGCAAACGGGAUGCUCUUAGAAUCCUGGCUGCCUAUGAGCACCCAAUCACGCUGCAGAUCAAGGGCCGGCGUGGGAGGGGUUAUGGCUUACAGGACUGCAGCACACAGACGGAGAGACACUGGGAGCCCCUCCCCCUGGCCCCCCACCUGGCCCUACACAGUCUGGGGGUCACAGCAGCCGAGACCAUGUCCAGGGUCAACCCGGACGGACACUACUGCAGCCACAUGAGUCUGCCUCGUGAUCACCGUGACAACGGGAGAUAUGAGUACCUGCCCAACGCUCCACAAGACAUAGAGGACAUGGAUCCACUGGGCUACCAGGACCCAGAGCUGGACCAUGGUGUUCCAAGGGAUCAGAGCUGUUUGACUGGCUGCUGCAACACCAACCUUGAGGAGCCCAGCAGUUUCCACAGCCAGACUGAGGAUGAGGACUAUAUGUUGGAGAAACCUCUGGGCUACCUACCUCUCCACCAUGAGCUGGACAGCGGCCUGGGCUGGACCGACGGUAGCCUUCACCAGGGAGACCUCUCUGGCCUGGAGACUGAGGAGGGGGGUCUGGAGGAGUGUCACCCCAGGGGAGGAGGCUCCGGUGGGGGCCUGCUGGUCAGUGGAGGAGGGGGUGGAGGUGGUGGGUCUCCGUCCUCUGAAUCCUUCAUCUCGUCUGAGCUGAGUGACUCUGGCUUCUAUAGCGUGAGCACCGGAGAGUUCCGCCGUUUCCAGAGGCUGUUAGAGAAACGCAUGCACCUGUACAAUGCUCGUCUGCACCACCAAGGGGAGGUGUGUGCACGGGAGCGCCGCGACAGCUGGCAGAAGAACCACAGAGAGCUGCUGGAGGCCAUCCCUGAGGCACUGACCAUGCAGCCCCAGCACUGCCUCACGCCUGGCCUGACUGCACCAUGCAUGGGCCCUCCACCCCGAGGACUCUUCAGGGUGUCGUCUGUCCAGUUCCGGAAAGCGGAUCGUCCCUGUCUGGGCAAACACAGCUCCAGCAGUGGCUCCCUCUUCAACCCCCAGCACACCCCUGGCCCCCUCUCUGUCCACGCCCAUGUCCUCUCCACCUGCAGUACCCCCUCCGGUCACCACAGGCUUCUGUUGCAGCACCAGGGCUCCAGCUCAGAGGGUCAGCUGAGGAGAAGCAGGACCCUGCACCACCGGGCUCCACCCCAGGAGCGUGUCAGACGGGCCAGUCACCCGUCCUCCCCCUCUUACGCCACCCUGCAGCACUGUGGAGUAGCUUCACUUAGAGGCCUGGAGCUGGGCCUGCCUGAAGAGGGAGAACCAGAACUAGUGCUCAGACACCCAGCAGGACUUGCCCCCUCACCUCUGCACCAUGCAACCUCUCCGGAGGAACACAGAGGGGCCAUGCCCUUACCCAGGGGACAUUACUGGGACAAUAGUGGAGGCCGUGACCAGCUGGUUAAUGACAGGAGGCAGCAGGAGAGGAGCUUCAUGACAGACCUACCAGUGUGGGAGAGGGAGCAAGAAAGAGAAAGAGAGCAAGAAAGAGAGCGGGAAAGAGAACAAGAGAAAGAAAGAGAGCGGGAAAGAGAAAAACAAAGAGAGAGAGGAAGAGAGGUGCACCGCUUCCACACCCUUAGCCACCCUCCCCAGACAUCCAUGGACAUCCAUGAGACAUGGCCUAAACCAGCCAACCGUCUGUCCCGCCAGGGGUCCGGGGGUGGUGGGGGCCUCUACAGCACCUUGGAGAGCCACACUGGGUUCGGAUCUGGGGUCAUUGGAGUGUCCAGGAUGGGCUCCAAUCCUAACCACAACCUUGAUACGACCCCUAACACCAACCCCAACCUUCCUAACCCUAACGCAAGGGCUGUGAGGAACCAGAUUCUCCGUGACCGGGCAUCGCGGUUAGCGGACGAGCGCAGCGGGAUGAGUACAGAUGAGGAGAGCCAGGAGGUGAUGAGGGGGAGGUACUGGAGCCGCACUGAGAGACGGGAGCACCUCCUACUGGCCCGCGAGCAGAAACAGCAGCAACAACAACAACAGCAGGCCAGAGGGCAGCAGGCUUACACCAGGCCAGGAGCCAAUGGAGGAUCAGGAUCUAUGAGAGAUACAGGGGUCAACACAAGAGGAGGAGCUAUGGGUGGACAGGGGGGAGGAGUUAUCCGAGAAGGAGAGGCUAUGUCUGGAGGGGGAGGGUCUUUGGGAGACGGCCGGUGCAGCACGGUGCUGGAGCUCAGCCAAAAGAAGUUGAGUCGUCUGAGGAACAGGAAGCUGUUAGAUGAUUGGACGACGGUGGAGGAGCUGCUUACUCAUGGGACGAGGCUGGGCGCCGGGGAGGAGGUGUCCCUCUGUCCCAGCUCACUACUGACUGUGACUACAGUAUAGAGUGUGUCUCUGCGUGUAUGUCUGUGUGUUUUUCCACCAUAAAGCACCAUGGACAAUACAUUUGUUUGAGGGUAAGUGUAUGCGUGUGAGUAUAUAAGUGUGUGUCACCAAUGUACAGCACCUCUGACAAAGUGUUUGUAUGUGUCAGACCUUCUUACUGACUACUGCAACGCACUGCAAGUGUGUAUCUAUUACAAUCUGUGUGUGUGUGAGAGAGGAUCGGUCUGUGUGUGUGUGUCUGCACCAUGUAUGGCUACCUCAUGCUCAUGGGGUUUGUGAAUCAAUUUGAAACACAAUAUAAUAUCAUGUCAUUUUGUUGAUUUUAUCUUUGGGUAUCUUUUGAGUACAAAAAUGCUGCCUGGUGACAUUGAUGAAACUCUUACAUUUGGACUUUUAUGCCUCAACUAAAGUUGUGAUUGAGAUUUCUAAAAGCAAUACUGCAUUGUAAGAGAAUCCACCAGAAAACAGCAGCUUACUGGAGAGGAGAUGCCACAACAAAGCUAGUGGAGAACUGUGGAUUGAUAACCACCCUACACAAUCAAUGUGUUUUAGUAACAGAGAUCCCAUUGACAGUCUGAAAGGGGAAUGGUGCUGCAGUAGAAGAUUUUGCUACCGGAUGUGAUCGUGCUAAAACUACCUGGUACCCUUGAUUGCACAACAACUAACACAAUCCAUCCUAUCAUUGGAAUGAUGUUUACAUUGCCUGUCUAUUGAGGCAUUCAUUCUGUAUUCUGAAGUGGUUGUUCCAGAGAUAGGUACUGCAGAGUAGAUGGUGUAGGCUAAGCUGGCCAGGGGUUAGUGGUUUGUUGCUGGAGGUCAGGGCUGUUGUUGUUUAGUACAUAUUCAUUAUGGAACAUACGGAACAACGCUAGGGUACAACGCUCGGGUUCAACACUGGUGGUGUGGUGUCACGCUCUAAUGUCUGUCACAUUUUGUUUCUAACUUAAUUGAUCAAUAGACAGGGGUCAGAUGUCAAAUAGGCUUAUGACAGGGUUAUACAGGAUUAUGUCAGGGUUAUGUACGCUUAUGUCAGGGUUAUGCAGGCUUAUGUCAGGGCUAUGCAGCAAAUGUUAACUAAAGCCACUGUGGUAGGCACUACUCAUACUAUCAUUGAUAACUGAAAUGAAAGGUGUGAUCAGAGGUGGGAUUUGCUUUUUGCGUAGCGUUAUCAGCACUCAUCAUUACGGAGGCUACAGGAUCACACACCUUAAUGCACUGUGUGUGUUUCUCACACACUCACUCAGUGUGCAUGUGAUUCUUACACACACAGCAAGUAGGACUCACACCUGUCUGGUGUGGAGCUGAGAGAGGCAGAAGAAAGAAGAAAGAAAGGAGCAACAGAGAUAUAUAGAUAUAUAUAUAUACAGUUGAAGUUGGAAAUUUACAUACAAAUAGGUAAGAGUCAUUAAAACUUAUUUUUCAACCACUUCACAAAUUUCUUGUUAACAUACUAUAGUUUUGGCAAAUCGCUUAGGACAUCUACUUUGUGCACGAUACAAGUAAUUUUUCCAACAAUUGUUUACAGAUUAUUUCACUUAUAAUUCACUGUAUCAGAAUUCCAGUGGGUCAGAAGUUUACAUACACUAAGUGCUUUUAAACAGCUUUGGAAAAUUCCAGAAAAUUAUGUCAUGGCUUUAGAUGCUUCUGAUAGGCUAAUUGACAUCAUUUGAGUCAAUUGGAGGUGUACCUGUGGAUGUAUUUCAAGGCCUACCUUCAAACUCAGUGCAUCUUUGCUUGACAUCAUGGAAAAGUGGCCAUCACAAAGCCCUGACCUCAAUCCUAUAGAAAAUGUGUGGGCAGAACUGAAAAGGCGUGUGCGAGCAAGGAGGCCCACAAACCUGACUCAGGAAUGGGCCAAAAUGCACCCAACUUAUUGUGAGAAUCUUGUGGAAGGCUACCUGAAACGUUUGACCCAAGUUAAACAAUUUAAAGGCAAUGCUCCCAAAUACUAAUUGAGUGUAUGUAAACUUCUGACCCACUGGGAAUGUGAUGAAAGAAAUAAAGGCAGAAAUAAAUCAUUCUCUCUACUAUUAUUCUGACAUUUCACAUUCUUAAAUAAAGUGGUGAUCCUAACUGACAGGGAAUUUUUACUAGGAUUAAAUGUCAGGUAUUCUGAAAAACUGAGUUUAAAAUGUAUUUGGCUAAGGUUUAUGUAAACUUACGACUUCAACUGUAUAUAUAUAUAUAUAUAUAUAUAGAAGGAUAAAUAAAAAGAUAGAAAAUGUUGGAUUGCUCGCUCUCUCCUCAAGGUGUUCCACGUCACACUCGGCAUGACUCAAACUCCCUGAAUAAUGGAUGAGAAGAUAGGAUUUAUUCCCUUCAUCCCCCUCCUCCCUCUAUAUGUGAGGAUUAUCAAGGCUGAAAAUAGCCCUCCUUUCCUAGAAGUAAAAGCACACAGGAGAGACACUUGUGUUUUAAAGCUCUGCACACCUCAGAGUUUUCUCUACCCCCACUGUACUGUUUACCCCCCGGACUGUUUCCCCCCCGGACUGUUUCCCCACCGGACUGUUUCCCCCCGUACUGUUUCCCCACCGUACUGUUUCCCCUCGGACUGUUUCCCCUCCGGACUGUUUCCCCUCGGACUGU
Molecule: messenger RNA, 5658 nt
Organism: Oncorhynchus keta (chum salmon)
Lineage: Eukaryota; Metazoa; Chordata; Actinopteri; Salmoniformes; Salmonidae
Exons: 5
Coding region: 622-3072 (816 amino acids)
Source: RefSeq, a predicted model, not a curated record